AUGGACACUUACGCCGAUGACCUCCUGCAACUCUUUGAACAACUUGACCUGAAGAAUGUCAUCAUGCCGCGUCAAGAAAGAGUGCUCGUCGGCGCUGUCACGCCCCUCAUGGUCCAGACUGAGGCCAGCCCGAAAGCCAACCCCCUCGAGGUGUUCGACGGCUUCCGCACUGCUAUGAUCAAUGACCGCGCUCAGUUCUUCCUCGACGUUCCUUCGGGUCCUUUCUUUGGCUUCAACCGUCCUGGCGCCAAGGUCUCUCAAGGAUUGAUCCAAUCCUGGUACCAGCAGGGGAUGAUGUGCGGGUUCGUCGACGCGUACGAGUGCAUCAAGGUCUUCUCGGAGACAGACCUGACGGAGGACCUGAAGAAAAUCGAUAUUCCAGUCUUGGUCAUACACGGUGAUGACGAUCAAGUCGUCCCAAUUCAGGCCGCGGCGUACGAAGCCGUCAAAUUGUUGAAGAAUGGGCGACUCGUCGUUGUGACAGGUGGACCUCUCGCGUUACCAAAUAUUGGUGUCGAUCUGGUCAACCAGGAGUUAUCGAAGUUCAUAGAGGAGUAG
Molecule: messenger RNA, 558 nt
Organism: Cladophialophora carrionii CBS 160.54
Lineage: Eukaryota; Fungi; Ascomycota; Eurotiomycetes; Chaetothyriales; Herpotrichiellaceae
Exons: 2
Coding region: 1-558 (185 amino acids)
Source: RefSeq, a predicted model, not a curated record